CGAGUUCAGUUCGGGCUACAAAGUUGCGUGGAGCAAGGAAGAAAAACGAGGAAUCCAGGAAAAGUAUACCAAAGUUUGUCAUGGCUGCGACGGUGUGGACAGGCCGUACUCGGCAGGCAGUGACAACCCUAGGGACGGUGACAAGAGCCAGUCACUCAGCUGUCAAGUCCCACUACGACGCGGUGAUCAUCGGAGGAGGACACAAUGGACUGGUAGCGGCAGCCUAUCUGCAGAAGGGUGGGCUGAAGACAGCAGUUCUGGAACGCAGACAUGUUCUGGGAGGGGCGGCAGUGUCGGAGGAAAUCAUCCCAGGUUUCCAUUUCUCCCGGUGUUCCUAUCUCCUCAGCCUGCUCAGACCACACAUCUUCAGAGACCUGGAGCUCAAGAAACAUGGACUGAAGUUGUACAUGCGGGACCCCCAUGCCUUCACCCCAAUGUUGGAGGGGGGGGUAGGGGGUUUCCCCCCUCGGUCUCUACUGCUGGGCUCAGACCUGGCCAUGAACCAGAGGGAGAUCGGCAAGUUCUCUGAGACAGACGCCAAGGCGUACCCAGAGUUUAUAACCCACCUGGAUAAGUUAGCGGUGGCCAUCCACCCCCUCCUGGACUCGCCCCCAGUAGACAUCGCAGGGUUAACCGGGGGGGCCCUGAGGAGGAGGAUUGCAGCACUGAGGAGUGCCUUGCCUCUUGUCCAAUGUGGCUUGAAACUGGGCAAGAACAUUCCAGACUUCUAUGAGAUCAUAACUGCACCAAUAAUGAAGAUCCUGAACCGUUGGUUUGAAUCUGAGCCUCUUAAAGCCACACUGGCUACAGAUGCUGUGAUAGGAGCUAUGACCAGCCCUAACAGCCCUGGCAGUGGGUAUGUCCUCCUUCAUCAUGUAAUGGGGGAGCUGGAGAAGGAGAAGGGUGCGUGGGGUUAUGUGGAGGGGGGCAUGGGAGGGGUGUCCAAGGCCAUUGCUAGCUCUGCCCGCUCCCACGGAGCGGACAUCUUCACUGAUCAGGAUGUGCAUCAGGUCUUGGUUGGGUCAGAUGGCAGUGCCAAGGGGGUGGUCCUGAAAGAUGGCACAGAGAUCUACAGCAGAGUGGUACUGUCCAACGCUACACCCUACGUCACAUUUAAAACACUCACCCCUCAGAGUGCUCUUUCUCCAGCGUUCAUCAAAGCUGUAGAUCAGAUAGACUACACCUCCCCUGUCACUAAGAUUAAUGUGGCAGUGGAUAAGCUUCCUAACUUUUUAGCGGCCCCCACACCAGACGGCAAGCCUGGCCCACACCACCAGUGUUCUAUCCACCUCAACUGUGAGAGUGUGGAGGUGUUACAGACAGCCUACGAAGACUGCAAGGAGGGACGGCCCUCGUUCAGGCCCAUGAUCGAGAUGACCAUUCCAUCGGUGUUGGACCCAACUCUGGCGCCACCUGGUAGUCAUGUGGUGUUACUGUUCACCCAGUUUACACCAUAUAGUCUGGUGGGAGGGAGAGCGUGGACAGACCAGGACAGAGAGGCCUUUGCAGACUCCGUAUUUAGCUGGAUUGAGCAGUAUGCCCCUGGGUUCAAAUCCUCCAUUGUUGGCAAAGACAUCCUGACUCCCCCCGACCUGGAGAGGAUAUUUGGCCUAACUGGAGGGAAUAUCUUCCACGGAGCAAUGUCAUUGGAUCAGCUCUACCUCACUCGACCUCUGCCCUCCCUUUCAGACUACCGUUCACCAAUCAAAGGGCUUUAUCUUUGUGGCAGUGGCUCCCAUCCAGGUGGUGGAGUGAUGGGGUCUCCAGGGUGGAAUGCUGCUCUGGCUGCCAUGGCUGACCUGAAACGUGGCUGAAACCUUAACCCGCUCUGACGGGAUGAAGGGCGGGAGAUUUGGACGUCCAUGCCAAUACCUUAACACGGCCCUCCCAGUUGUAGGGGCUUCAUAGCCCGGUGCACUGUUUGGGCAGUUUUUAAAUGUACGAAUACUAAAAUGAUUUCCAAUGUGCAAACUCUUCCCACCCGGUGCCCUUGGUUAGCUAAAAUGAGUGCUCUGUUUCUAGAGGAACGAUCUCAGAUCCACAAACCUCAACUCUCAAUGAAGAAGCACAUAUCUCCAUCCAUUUCCAUCCACUUGUAUGGCACUGUGACACCAUGACACACACGUCUUUUAUUAAACAUUCAACUGAUUCCGACUGAUGACAUCCCAAAGUGAAGCUAAUUCAAUUUGUUAAUUUGACUUAACAAAAGCUCAAACUCAAAAGCUCUCAGCCUAAUGGAAGAAAAGAAUGUGCACUCCACAUCAGUGUUUCCCAACUCCAGUCCUCCUGUACCCCCAACAGCACACAUUUUUGUUGUAGCCUUGAAGAAACACACCUGAUCAACUCAUAGAGGGCUAGUUGACAAAUUGAUAAGGGUGCUUUAUCCAGGGCUACAUUUGAGGGUACUGGAAUUGGUAUACACUGCUCUACGUGACACACACAAUUAAUCUUCUGCAAAAAAAACAAAAAAAACAUGAGAUAAACAAAAUAGAAGUAAUAGUAUGACAUCAAUUACUGUUUUGAUUGUGUUAAACAUUGAAAUGUAUGUGUGUUUUGUGAAUAAAACUUACCAGAGGAAUCUUUAAAAUCCA
Molecule: messenger RNA, 2591 nt
Organism: Oncorhynchus masou masou (cherry salmon)
Lineage: Eukaryota; Metazoa; Chordata; Actinopteri; Salmoniformes; Salmonidae
Gene: pyroxd2
Product: pyridine nucleotide-disulphide oxidoreductase domain 2
Exons: 16
Coding region: 81-1814 (577 amino acids)
Molecular function (GO): oxidoreductase activity
Source: RefSeq, a predicted model, not a curated record